AUGUCUCUCCGCGUCCUCGUCGUCGGCAGCGGCGGCCGCGAGCACGCACUCGCAUGGCGUCUCGCCCGCUCGCCCCUCGUCGACCGCAUCUUUGUCUGCCCUGGGAACGGCGGGACUGCGCACGAGCGUAAGACCACCAACGUCGAUAUCUCGGCAACAGACUUCCCCGCUCUUGUCCAUUUCGCGGUCGCUAACAGCGUCUCCCUCGUCCUCCCUGGUCCGGAGCAGCCCCUCGUCGAUGGCAUCGAGGAGCACUUCCGCAAAGGUAACUUCGGCAUCCCCGUCUUUGGCCCCUCCGCCUUGGCUGCCCGCAUGGAAGGCUCAAAGGCGUUUUCCAAGGAUUUCAUGGCGCGGCACAAAAUUCCUACUGCGCAAUUCAGGGUCUUCAAGGCGGAAGAGGUCGACCAAGCCAUCGAGUACGUCAAGACCUGCGGCUUCAAGACCGUCCUCAAGGCCAGCGGCCUGGCCGCCGGCAAGGGCGUGCUCAUCCCGGAGACUCUCGACGACGCGAUUGCCGGCUUGCGCGAGAUGAUGGUCGAUCAUGUGUUCGGAGCAGCAGGGAGCGAGGUUGUGGUUGAGGAGCUGCUCACAGGCCCUGAGGUCUCUGUGCUCGCGUUCGCAGACGGAUACACCAUCGUGCCCCUCCCGGCUGCACAGGACCACAAGCGCAUCGGUGAGGGCGACACGGGCCCGAACACGGGUGGUAUGGGCGCAUACGCACCCGCUCCUGUUGCGACGCCUGCCGUCAUGAACCAAAUUAUGAAAGAAGUCUUGCAGCCUACCAUCGCGGGGAUGCGCAAGGAGGGCUUCCCAUUCAUCGGCAUGCUGUUCACGGGGCUCAUGCUGACGCCCUCCGGCCCCAAGGUGCUCGAGUACAACGUGCGCUUUGGAGACCCGGAGACCGAGGCGUUGAUGCUCCUUCUCAGCGAAGACACCGACCUCGCCGCUGUCUUGCUCGCCUGUGCCGAGCGUCGUCUUGAUUCCGUGCAGGUAAACACGCGACCGGGCUUUGGUGUCUCCGUUAUCCUCGCCUCCGAGGGCUAUCCGGGCAGCUAUGCCAAAGGCAACCAAAUUACUGUCGGCGAAUUGCCCUCAGGCGUUGUGGCAUUUCACGCCGGUACGACACAGAAGGGCGAUGAGGUCGUCACGUCUGGAGGACGGGUCAUGGCCGUAUCCGCCUACGCGCCUACACUGCGCGAGGCGCUCGACCUGGCGUACGCGGGCGUCGAAAAAGUGUCAUUUUCAGGGAAGGUGUACAGACGGGACAUCGGGCACCGGCGACCGGGCCUGACGUACGCGCAGGCGGGCGUCUCGGUGGACGCGGGCAACUCGCUCGUCGACGCGAUAAAGCCGCUCGUCCGCUCGACGCGCCGGGCGGGUGCGGACGCGGAGAUUGGCGGGUUUGGUGGCGUGUUCGACCUGAAGGCGGUUGGGUACACCGACCCUGUGCUCGUAAGUGGUACAGAUGGCGUCGGGACCAAGCUUCGUGUGGCGAUGGACGCUGGUAUUCACGACACCGUCGGGAUCGACUUGGUUGCGAUGUCGGUGAACGACUUGCUUGUCCAGGGCGCGGAGCCACUGUAUUUCUUAGACUACUACGCAUGCAGCAAGCUAGACGUGCCAGUCGCGACCGAAGUCAUCAAAGGUGUCGCAGAAGGCUGCAGACAAGCUGGAUGUGCUCUCAUCGGAGGAGAGACCGCAGAGAUGCCUGGGAUGUAUCUCGAUGGGGACUACGACCUUGCAGGCUUUGCGGUCGGCGCAGUCGAGCGUCAUCUCAUCCUACCCCAGCCCAACAUCGUCGAGGGCGACGUGCUCCUCGGUGUUCCAUCCUCAGGCCUGCACUCCAACGGCUUCUCCCUCGUCCGCAAAGUCGUCGCGCUCUCCGGGCUCACCUACGCAAGCCCUUGUUCUUGGGACGCAAAACAAACGCUCGGGCGCGCGCUCCUCGAGCCCACCCGCAUCUACGUCAAGCCCCUCCUCCGCGCCGCGCAGGCGGGCCUGAUCAAGGGCAUGUCGCACAUCACCGGCGGCGGCUUUACCGAGAACGUCCCCCGCGUUCUGCCCAAGGGCCUCGGAUGCCAUAUCGAUGCAUCAUCGUGGGAGCUCCCACCCGUCUUCCGCUUCCUCAUGCAGCACGGCGGCGUCGCGCCGCUCGAGAUGGCACGCACGUUCAACAACGGUGUCGGCAUGGUGCUCAUUGUCGACGGGCAGAACGUCGAUGCGGUGAUCCGGCUGCUGCGCGACGCGGGCGAGCGCGACGUGUACCGGAUCGGCGCGGUCACUACCGGGAGCGGCGUGCACAUGCAAAAUCUGGAUGCGUGGAAUGUGUAGCUCUAGGUGCGAGAUUAAUCCGACAACAGAGUAUUACAUGCAGCUGACGGCGUGGUACCGUAUACCUGCAGCUGUAUCGAUGGAUUAAAAAGUAGUGUAGUAACCAGACCUCGCAGGCGUGCCGCCACGGCAUAAGUUAUCGCGAAUGUAACGUAUACGUGAUAGAAGCAGCGACUGAAUGAAGAAAAUGAAUGUAAGCGGGUUGUUUUGCAGUAAUG
Messenger RNA from Fomitopsis serialis, 2549 nucleotides. RefSeq names its product aminoimidazole ribonucleotide synthetase. The transcript is spliced from 10 exons. Gene Ontology annotation, molecular function: phosphoribosylamine-glycine ligase activity; metal ion binding; phosphoribosylformylglycinamidine cyclo-ligase activity. The record is from RefSeq and is a predicted model, not a curated record. Gene Ontology annotation, biological process: 'de novo' IMP biosynthetic process; adenine biosynthetic process. Gene Ontology annotation, cellular component: cytosol. Bases 1 to 2331 code for a protein of 776 amino acids. NCBI's taxonomy places the organism in Eukaryota, Fungi, Basidiomycota, Agaricomycetes, Polyporales, Fomitopsidaceae.